This is a messenger RNA of Morchella sextelata, 840 nucleotides long. RefSeq lists its product as uncharacterized. The coding region runs from base 1 to 840 and encodes 279 amino acids. Lineage: Eukaryota; Fungi; Ascomycota; Pezizomycetes; Pezizales; Morchellaceae. The transcript has a single exon. The record is from RefSeq and is a predicted model, not a curated record.
AUGUUGAAAAGACAAAGAGAAACAAGUCCAGAAUCCGCUGUUAAGCAAAGAAAGUUGGAACAGAGGCUUCCUUCUUUACCAGUACAUGGAAAAAGACCUAUACUGAAGGCAGGACUGUCAUGGACGGUCAAAGGAAAGGAUGAAGGCGCCCAAGGGUCUUUCCUGUUUGACACCGGUUGUACAGGAGCUAUCCUCAACCAGAGUUUUGUCAGAAAACAUGGAAUUCCCUUAGUGAGGCGGGAUCAACCUCUGACAAUGUUUGAUGCUCAAGGAGAUGUCAUGAUGGGAGGAGGCGAGUAUUACACUCACCCGGUCCACAUGACUAUGGGAGAUCAUAAGGAGACACUCCGAUGGGAGGUGGCUACACUGGAAGAAGGAAUGACCGGUUACCUGCCAAUUAGUUGGGCUAGGAAGCAUAACCCGGACAUCAACUGGGAACUCAACACCAUGAGCUGGAGGAGUGACUACUGCAAGCAGAAUUGUCUCCCAGCGGCCACCAAGAUUGAACUGAUCUCUCCGUACCAAAUGUUGGAAGAAGAAGAGACAGUCUAUCAAUUGGUUGGUUCAGUAUGGCAUGAUGAGGACGGAGGUGAUAUUGCUGAGAAAAUACACCACCUAUACCGGGAUUGGGCUGAUGUGUUCAGUCAAGAGAAGAUUGAGGAAAUGCCACCGCAUUCUCAUAAUGAUUUGAAGAUCAAACUCUUGCCUGGCACCGCUCCUGUGAGGGAUGCGUACCAGACCACAAGAGUACACUACGCAGAGCUCAGAGUUCGGCUAACAGCUACAAAGGUAGAAGUCUCCAAGGUCUCUUCAGUCAACGCCGAGUAUGAUUCUCCUUGA